This is a messenger RNA of Talaromyces proteolyticus, 1736 nucleotides long. RefSeq lists its product as uncharacterized. NCBI's taxonomy places the organism in Eukaryota, Fungi, Ascomycota, Eurotiomycetes, Eurotiales, Trichocomaceae. The coding region runs from base 90 to 1667 and encodes 525 amino acids. The transcript is spliced from 4 exons. The record is from RefSeq and is a predicted model, not a curated record.
CGUUAACUCAACAUCAACCUGCGAUACAUAACCUCAUAAUUACGUAACCGACAUAAUCAAGUUGAAUAUUUCUAUUAUAAAGUUAAGAUAUGUCGGAUCCAUUCAUCAUAACAACCGGCCCUCCGUCCAUCGGAAAGGGUCUACGAUUAAGCAAAGUCCGAUCGCAUGUCGCACGCAAGUUUCAUCAGCAGCAUAAACAACAGACAGAUCACUAUCAACAGAUUGCGAAACGGAUAUCAAAUUCCAAUAUUCAGCGUAAAAAUCAUCAGCAUGUAGAGUUCCCGGUUGAUCCGAUGAUUCCUGUGAGGCAUAAUACUACUUCUGGCAACGAAUACCAUGGAUUAGUGACAUCCGUCGGGGAGAGGGUGGUAGAAUCCAAUCAUCAUGAUGCCCCGGAAUCAACAGCUAUGGUACAAGAACUCGCAUUGUUGAGAAUCGAUCCGACGAGAGUGUUUAUUAGUCAAAAGGUUUGUGAGAGGAUGCAGCAAUUCGUAUAUCAACAUCUAACAGUCUCUCACCAUAACCACCCCUUCUUCCGUGUCGUCAUCCCAGCCUCUGUACUGCACGUACCCAUGAUGUCCGUCAAAGUGCUUAAUGCGACUCUCUACGACGACCUACAGCAAACCCGCUCCGGCGAAUCGGUCAGCACGGUGACGCUCUGGCAGCGCCAGAUCUCGAUGAGACUUCUGACGGAAAGCCUGCAUCGGGAAGAGGAAGCUCUCAGCGAUGCGAAUAUUGCGUCAUUGAUUAGUUUUUUGUCAUUUGAGAUGGUAACGGAUAACGCUGAGGCGUAUCAUUUGCAUAAGAAAGGAAUUCAAGUCAUGAUCGAGCGGAGAGGUGGGAUCGAUGAAUUAGGGUUCGAAGGGCAUCUUAAAAACGGAAUCCUUAUUACGCGCGAGCUACAAAAAAUCCUACCGGGCUUUGUUGACACGACACGAUGCCCUUCCAUAUUCGACGACCCUGCACCCCAUAAUCAACGGAUUCAGCGUAUCCAUGACAUGCGAUGGAUCAAUGCACCAGUUGAUCUGCGAAUGUUUACAUUCGACUGCAUACCAGCUGACCAGUCGCACAUCGCCGUACUUGGCACAGACAUGUGUCGACUUCUCACGUCCUUUUAUGAGCUCGUCACUUUACCUAUUCGAGCCACCAGGUUGCAAGAUGAUGAGAACGGUACUACCCGGGAAGAACAGAGAAAGCGCUACGAAAAGCAAUGGCUGUCUUUGUACACCACCAUCCUCUUCUUCUCCCCAUCCUCUUCUCCUGCUUCUAACUUCGAUACUUUCACCACCCCAAUCAUCAACGUCAUCCGCCACACCGCUCUCCUCUUCACACUCUCCCCAUCCUCAGCCACUACCGAUACGUCAUCUCUCCUCGACCAGUUUGAGCGAUUACUAAACCAAAGCGAGCUCCAAUCACUAUGGGGUCCGCUUCCUGGCGCCCUUAUCUGGUGUCUAGUCAUCGCCGCUCGUGCCAGUCCAUCACGAAGUCGGAUCAGGAUGUGGUUAAUGAUGCAAAUCACGCGAACCGUGUGGCCGUUGGCGCUGGAUUUGGCGGACGAAGUGCUCGGCAGCACGCGGGUUGUUGUACUGGGAUUGGAUGAGCUGAUAGCCUCUACUUUUGACCGGUUGUUACAAUCCAGUCAUAAUAACCAUUUACCCUUUCACUAGCUAAUAUAUACAAAUAACACUUAUUCAAUACACAUCACUAUUGAAGCAAUCCAUAACCCUGUUCUCUGA